GUCUCCUUUUCAACCUUUCCUCUCCUCCUCCGUCCCCAUCUCCGCCUCCUCCCCCUCACCGCAUCUCCGGAUCCCCCGCCGCGCUGCGCCGCCCCACCGUCGUCGCCGCCGACCCGAGAUCCCCUCCUCGCCCCCCGAUUUGCACGGACGGACGGACAGACCGAGGGAGAUGCCGGUGGGAGCGCGGGCCUGCGCGGGUGAUCUCUCUCCCUCCGUCGACAGCACGCGCGUGGGGAGGGGAGCCGUCGCGUGGGCGCGCCCGCGUGGAGGGGUCCCGUCCGUCUCGCGCCCGCCCGCCCGGCCCGUCCUAGGGUAGAAGCAACAGCGGCGGCGGCGGCAGCGGCAGCAGCUCCGCCGCUCUAGGGUUUGCUCGCUCGGCCGAUCUCGUCGUCGCGUGGCGCGACGGCUAGCAGGAGACGGAUGUUUUCGCACGGCGCGGAUCCCGCCCACGACGCCUCCGCCGCCGGCGGCGGCGUCGGCGUCAGCGCCGGCGGCCCGGUCGUCCACACCCGCUUCGUCUGGCCCCAUGGCGGCAAGAGGGUCUUCCUCAGCGGUUCCUUCACCAGGUGGUCAGAGCAUUUGCCGAUGUCUCCAGUUGAAGGUUGCCCGACUGUAUUUCAAGCUAUCUGCAGCUUACCUCCAGGGAUUUAUCAGUACAAGUUCAAUGUGGACGGGCAGUGGAGGCAUGACGAGGGGCAACCUACUAUAACGGGAGAGUAUGGGGUGGUAAACACUUUGUACUUGACAAGGGAAUUUGACCACAUAAAUACUGUACUGAGCCCCACUACACCUGGGAGCAGGAUGGAUGUGGACAAUGAUAGUUUUCAACGAAUGGGUUCGUUGUCGGAUGGUGCCCUUCAGGAAGGUUCUCCAAGAAUUUCAGAGUCUGCUAUACAGAUCUCUAGGUGUCGUGUUGCUGAGUAUCUGAAUGCGCAUACAGGCUAUGACCUACUACCAGAUUCUGGAAAGGUCAUUGCUCUGGACAUUAAUUUACCUGUGAAGCAAUCUUUCCAUAUUCUCCAUGAACAGGGGAUUCCUGUGGCUCCUCUGUGGGAUUCAUUCAGGGGUCAGUUUGUUGGCCUUCUGAGCCCACUGGAUUUUAUACUUAUAUUGAGAGAGCUGGAAACGCAUGGCUCAAACCUGACAGAGGAACAGCUUGAAACACACACUAUAUCUGCGUGGAAAGAGGCUAAGCGGCAAACUUAUGGAAGAAAUGACGGACAACUUAGAUCAAAUCAGCAUCUAGUGCAUGCCACCCCUUAUGAAUCAUUGAGGGGUAUUGCCAUGAAAAUACUCGAAACUGGUAUUUCUACAGUGCCAAUCAUCUAUUCAUCGUCAACAGAUGGAUCGUUUCCGCAGCUGUUGCAUCUUGCAUCCCUUUCAGGAAUUUUGAAAUGUAUCUGUAGAUACUUCAAGAACUCCACUGGUAGUUUACCGAUUCUAAACCAACCAGUAUGCUCAAUUCCGCUGGGUACAUGGGUUCCAAAAAUUGGUGAACCAAAUGGUCAUCCAUUGGCUAUGUUGCGGCCUAAUACAUCUCUUAGCUCUGCCCUUAACUUGUUGGUUCAAGCUGGAGUUAGUUCAAUACCCAUUGUGGAUGAUAACGACUCGCUGAUCGACACAUACUCCAGAAGUGACAUCACAGCUCUAGCAAAAGACAAGGUCUACACCCAUAUUCGCCUAGAUGAGAUGACCAUUCAUCAGGCCUUGCAGCUUGGGCAAGACGCGAAUUCACCUUUCGGACUUUUCAACGGUCAAAGAUGCCAGAUGUGUCUCCGGUCUGACCCUUUGCUGAAGGUUAUGGAGAGGUUGGCUAAUCCUGGGGUGCGUCGCGUGUUCAUCGUGGAGGCUGGCAGCAAGCGAGUGGAAGGCGUAAUAUCGCUGAGCGACAUAUUCAAGUUGCUGCUGAGCUAGCGAGAGCCCUGUUUUCGUUGGUUCCCGGGCAAGUGGUGCCAGAAGAGCUAGCAUGCAAGAAAGAGAUUGUGGAGCCAACAUGGAGUUCUCUCUCUGGCUUGCUCUUGGACAAGAGUAGCAAAACAGAUUGUAAAGUUUUUUUUUCCUUUCGUUGUGCCAACCCAACCCUCACCGUCCGUCUGUCCGUCUGUCGUAACCGAAACUACCUGGUGACUUUUUUCUCUUUAAAUUUUAUUGGAUUGAUUCCGCUGCUUGGCGAGAUUAGUCUCCAAGGAGCCAGA
Aegilops tauschii subsp. strangulata is the source of this 2195-nucleotide messenger RNA. RefSeq names its product sucrose nonfermenting 4-like protein. The record is from RefSeq and is a predicted model, not a curated record. NCBI's taxonomy places the organism in Eukaryota, Viridiplantae, Streptophyta, Magnoliopsida, Poales, Poaceae.